UUUCUACUCUUCGCCGUUUUACUCUGGCUCCAUUCCUCCUCCCACACCCCCACAUCAAACAAACACCAUGGCCUCGCACCACCUCGUCCCCGCCGCGGCCCUCCUCCUCGCCUUCAUCCUCACGCCUCUAUCAGCCGGCGAUCCUCUCGGCAAGUUCUGCGGCAGCAGUGCCAACUUCACCGCGAACAGCACCUACCAGGCCAACAUCCGGCUCCUCAACGCCACUCUCCCCAAGAACGCCUCCUCCUCACCCAAUCUAUUCGCCACCGGCACCGUCGGCACCCUUCCGGACAUCGUCUACGCGCUCGCCCUCUGCCGCGGCGAUACCGCCGCCGUCAACUGCACCCAAUGCGUCACCACCGCCUUCCAGGACGCGCAGCAGAGCUGCCCGUACAACAGGGACGCCACCGUCUUGUACGACCCCUGCGCGCUCCGCUUCUCCAACCAGAAUUUCCUAUUCUCCACCGACGACGGCGACAACGUCCUCGCCUACGUGAACGUUCAGAACGUGUCCGCGCCGGCCAAGGUGUUCGACGCCGCGGUGGGCGCCCUCAUAAACGCCACCGUCGACUACGCGGCCACCAACUCAUCCAGGCGGUUCGGCACAGGAGAGAUGGUCUUCGGGAGCUUCGACAAGAUCUACGGGCUGGCGCAGUGCACGCCGGACAUGGCCCCGGCCGAUUGCCGGGCAUGCCUCCAUGGUAUCAUCGCGGCGUGGUCAAAGGAUUUCAGCGACAAGUCAGGUGGCCAGGUUCGAGGAUUGAGGUGCAGUUACAGGUAUGAGGGUUAUCAUUUCUUCAACGGGCCUUCGCUGCUGCAGCUCCCGGAUCCAUCCGUGGGGACAACUCCAGCUUUAGCACCAGAACCGGCGCCAGCCAACAACAUGACGCCACUGCCAGCCAGAGGAGGAAGCAAAAGCAAUGGAGCUGCUAGAACUUUAGCCAUUACACUGCCGAUACUCGCUGCAAUACUGGCUUCUAUUGCCAUUUGCCUUUGUCUGCGGAGGAAAAAGAGCAAACCAGUACAAAAGGCAUCAGUAUCAUAUCCAACCAAUCCGGAGGACAUAGAGAGUAUUGAAUCACUCAUUCUAGAUCUAUCAACUCUGAGAGCCGCAACAAAUAACUUCGAUGAAAGCAAUAAACUCGGUGAAGGAGGGUUUGGUAUUGUUUAUAAGGGAAUCCUUCCUGGCGAUGAAGAAAUAGCAGUUAAAAGGCUAUCACAAAGUUCUCGACAAGGUAUAGAGGAGCUUAAAAAUGAGCUUGUUUUGGUUGCUAAGCUUCAACACAAGAAUUUAGUGCGACUUGUCGGUGUUUGCUUGGAAGAACAUGAAAAAUUACUUGUGUAUGAGUACAUGCCCAACAAAAGCCUCGACACCAUUCUUUUUGAUCCUGAUAGGAGCAGUCAGCUAGACUGGGGAAGUAGAUUUAGGAUAGUCAACGGGAUUGCUCGGGGAUUACAAUAUCUCCAUGAAGAUUCUCAGCUGAAGAUAAUUCACCGGGACCUCAAAGCAAGCAAUGUUCUGUUAGAUUCUGAAUUUAUUCCUAAGAUUUCAGAUUUUGGCUUAGCAAGGCUCUUUGACAGUGAUCAAUCAAAAGAUGUCACCAACCGUGUCGUCGGAACCUAUGGAUACAUGUCCCCUGAGUACGCUAUGCGUGGGGCUUAUUCCAUCAAGUCCGAUGUGUUCAGCUUCGGCGUUUUGAUUUUAGAAAUCGUUACAGGAAGAAGAAACAGUGUCUCAUAUGACUCCGAGCAGUCUGUAGAUCUCUUAAGUUUGGUAUGGGAGCACUGGACAAUGGGAACAAUUGUAGAGAUCAUGGAUUCGUCCAUGACCAGCCAUUCUCCUGGAGACCAGAUGCUGAAGUGCAUUCACAUCGGACUUCUAUGUGUUCAAGAAAACCCCGCAGAUAGACCGCUGAUGUCGGUCGUGACUGUCCUGCUUAGCAGCAGCACUGUGUCUCUCCAAGCUCCAUCUAGGCCAGCUUUCUGCAUCGAAAAAAGUGGCGCUAACGACUCAGACAUUCACACGGAGCCAUACCGAGGAAAUUCAGAGUCGACAAGUCGGUCGCCAAUGUCACCGAACGAAGUUUCGAUCACUGAACUUGAGCCGAGAUAAAUCUGAGUGAUGCUGAGUUCAUUUUAUAUGCCAUUCUCGCCAAAAGAAAAAUAUAGCAAUUUUUUAUGUACGGAUAGGCCUUACUUCAAACUACCUUCGUUUCAAGGAAUAAGGCCCACGCGCAUUUCAAGAUAAACUUUGACCAAACAAAUUGAGCAAUAAAAUCUUAAGUA
Messenger RNA from Lolium rigidum, 2286 nucleotides. RefSeq names its product cysteine-rich receptor-like protein kinase 6. The record is from RefSeq and is a predicted model, not a curated record. Gene Ontology annotation, molecular function: protein kinase activity; ATP binding. Lineage: Eukaryota; Viridiplantae; Streptophyta; Magnoliopsida; Poales; Poaceae. Gene Ontology annotation, biological process: protein phosphorylation. The transcript has 7 exons. Bases 68 to 2113 code for a protein of 681 amino acids.